CUCCUCCUCCUCCUUCCUGCCUGGCUCCGCCGUUCCAGUGCCAGUCCCACUGUUCCGAGCGUCCUGCGCCUCAAACAAAAGCGGGGUCCUGCGAGGAAGGCGGCGGACGACGACGACGAGGAGGUGGAGUUUCGCCGCCCGAGUGAGGGGUCAGCGACGAGGCGGGCCGCUUUCCUGCUUGCCUGCCUGGCUGGCUGGCUGGCUGAGGGAAAGUUUGCGCGGCUUUCCUCGUCCACACUGAGGCGGGUUUUCUUCACAGGGAUUAAGCGGCGGGUCUCCAAGCGCCUCUCUCUCUCUCUCCCCUCACACACAACAAAAGCAAAGGAAGACUUGAGGCAGAGGCGCCCUUCUUUCGCCUUCUCCUUCUCCUGAGGAGGCAGCGCCGCCUCCCUUGGCCUCAGGCGUCGCCUCAGGAGCGCACUAUUGUCCCGGGCCCCGCCGCGGGCCCAGCAUGGACGACCAGCCCCGGCUGAUGCACUCCCACGCGGCGUCGGCGGUGGUGGGCAUGGCCGGGCACCCGGGCCUGGCGCAGCACUUGCCCGACGGCGCCGGGCCCGCCGAAAACGAGGGCGGGCGCAAGCAGGACAUUGGAGACAUCCUCCAGCAGAUCAUGACCAUCACCGACCAGAGCCUGGACGAGGCGCAGGCCAGAAAACAUGCUUUAAACUGUCACAGAAUGAAACCAGCACUUUUUAAUGUCUUGUGUGAAAUCAAAGAAAAAACAGUGUUGAGUAUUCGAGGGGCUCAGGAAGAGGAACCAACAGACCCACAGCUCAUGAGACUGGACAACAUGCUCUUAGCAGAAGGGGUAGCAGGACCCGAGAAAGGAGGGGGUUCUGCAGCAGCGGCCGCAGCAGCAGCAGCAUCUGGGGGUGCCGGCUCUGACAAUUCUGUGGAACACUCUGACUACAGAGCAAAACUUUCUCAGAUUCGACAGAUCUACCACACAGAGUUGGAAAAAUAUGAACAGGCAUGUAAUGAGUUCACUACCCACGUGAUGAACCUGCUGCGGGAGCAGAGUAGGACCCGGCCUAUCUCACCCAAGGAGAUAGAGCGGAUGGUGAGCAUCAUCCACCGCAAAUUCAGCUCCAUCCAGAUGCAACUGAAACAAAGCACAUGUGAAGCUGUCAUGAUCCUGAGGUCUCGAUUUCUUGAUGCACGGAGGAAAAGAAGAAAUUUCAACAAACAGGCUACAGAAAUCCUCAAUGAGUAUUUCUAUUCCCACCUCAGCAACCCCUACCCCAGUGAGGAAGCCAAAGAGGAACUAGCCAAGAAAUGCGGUAUCACAGUCUCACAGGUAUCAAACUGGUUUGGAAAUAAGCGAAUCCGGUACAAGAAGAACAUAGGUAAAUUUCAAGAGGAAGCCAAUAUUUAUGCUGCCAAAACGGCUGUCACUGCUACAAAUGUGUCAGCCCAUGGAAGCCAAGCUAACUCACCCUCAACUCCUAAUUCAGCUGGUCAAGACCUUAAACAGGAUGGCCAACCUAUGUAUGGAUUCAUCUAACAAUAGCAGCCUGCAUUCUGAUCAUGCACUGGGCCCUCACUUCGUAGCUGUCAUUAACUUUCAGGUCUCAAAGCCAAGCAAAAAUAUGGAACUUUCAUCUUGUUGACCUAUACUGGAAAUGUGCUUGUUAUCUCAGAAAUUGUGUGACAUUCUUGUCAAACAUAGGAACUAAUUGAACGAACUAAGCUUAUUCGCCUCCUGAUUGACUGCUCACCUCCUGCUAUCUGCUAACUGAUAGAAAUUGAACCCAGUUGAUGUGGUCAUAGUGUAUUUUCCCCACCUCUUUAAUAAAUCUAUUUUUAAUUCUUCUCAAUCUACCUUUUGUGUUCUCUUUCUUUUACUUUCAAAACCCAGUUUUCCCCCCAACUCUGACAUCAUUCCUCUUCCUCUUUUGUCCUGGAGUGUCAACCAAUACUUCUUGGCAAACAGCUGCUGUAUCCUAAUCCAACUGCAUGUAAUGCAUAUUUGUUGCAGACCUAAAGAAGUUGCUAAUCCAUCAGCAAUUUAAACAAAUCAAACAGAACUAGGUCUCUUCAUUUAACCUCACUCCAAAUUUGAAUUAUUUUUAUUAAUUACCAGAAAUAAUUCCUUUUCACCAUAUAAAACACCUUUUAGUAAUGAUCUUUUUAACUUUGAUAUUAUUUACUUUAAGACAUUUUAGUUUAGAUGCUAGUGUACGGAUUGUGGAAAUGGUAGGUUAUAGAAAAGAGGAGACAUUGAAAAUGCAGUGUAUGAAUAUAAAUGAUUCUGCAUUGAUAAAAUAAAUAAUACUCCCCGCCAUGGCAUUAUAUUUCUUUGUUGUGGUGCUGUGAGACAGGAAGCUAUGCUGCUGGUAGUACUGCUACUGAUAGGGUGUCUCAUGUCAGACAGGCUUUUUCUAAAUGUGCCAAGCAGUUACCCAACAGAAGCUGUAGUGGGAGGUGACACUGGCAGAGAAUUUCUCAGUAAAAACAAGAGUGUCACCAUAGCUAGUGUUAGUACCAGGCAGAAGAUGAUAACAGUCCAUCACUUUUGAAUGUUUUUUUUUAACCAUGAAAGCCCUAUGAUGAAACAAUCCAAAAUAAAACAAGAUGAUGAAUCCACCAGGGCCAAAUGCACUCAAUGAACUACUGGGAAGACCAGAAGAGUAGUCAUACAUGUCUUCUGCUGUUGCUAAUUAUGCAGUGAGCUUCAGCCUUUGACGUGCUCAGAGGUCUGCACAACACAUGUCAUACUUAUAGGAACAGUAGCUUUGUCCAGGCACGCGUUGCUGUGGCUUAUGGGAAUCCUUGUUUGGUGAGCUGGAAUGCAAUGGAAUAGGCUUGCCGCUAGGAAGGCUAGGUACUUGUGUUCUAGGGGAAUGGUUUUUUGGGCUGCUAGAAUUGCAAUGAAUAGCCUCUGCUUCAAAGCCUGGCUGCUUGCUACCUAAGGGAAUCUUUGGUUGGUCAGCUUCAAUAGUACAGAGUAGUAUCACUGCUUCAGAGCCUGGCCGCCUUCUACCAAGGUUAAUCCUUUGUUGGCCUGUUCAAAUUGCACUGAAUAGCCUUGCAGCUUCAAUGCCUGGCUGUGUUAUAACUAUUGGAAUCCCUGUUUGGCGACCUGGAGUAGCACCCUCAAUCAUAGAAUCAUAGAAUAGUAGAGUUGGAAGAGACCUCAUGGGCCAUCCAGUCCAACCCUCCGCUAAGAAGCAGGAAUUCAAAGCACCCCUGACAUAUGACCAUCCAGCCUCUGCUUAAAAGCCUCCAAAGAAGGAGCCGCCACCACAGCCUGGGGGAGAGAGUUCCACUGUCGAACAGCUCUCACAGUGAGGAAGUUCUUCCUGAUGUUCAGGUGGAAUCUCCUUUCCUCUAGUUUGAAGCCAUUGUUCCGUAUCCUAGUCUGCAGGGCAGCAGAAAACAAGCUUGCUCCCUCCUCCCUAUGACUUCCCCUCAUAUAUUUGUACAUGGCUAUCAUGGCUAUCAGGUUAUAGUAAAGAGGAGACAUUGAAAAUGCAGUGUAUGAAUAUAAAUGAUGCGCUUUGAAGCCUGGCUACUUCCUUUGUAGGGGAAUCAUUGUUUGGCCAGCUUGAAUUGCACUGAAUAGUCUUGCAGCUUAAAAGCCUGGCCGCUUUCUACAUAGUGGCAUCCUUCGUUGGCCAGGUUGAAUGGGAAGGAGUAGCCUCGUGGCUUCAAAGCCUGGGGGUUUUUCACCUAGGGGAAAUCUUGGUUGGCCAGGAUGAACAGCACUGAAUGGCUUAGCUGCUUGCAUGCCUGGCCGCUUUCUACCUUGCAGAAUCCUUGGUUGGCCAAGUUGAAUAGCAAUUAAUAGUCUCGAUGCGGCAGGUGUGAAUGCUGUAGUUAGCCACCUUGAUUAGCAUUUAAUGACCUUGCAGCUUCAAAGCCUGUCUGCUUCCUGCCUGAGGGAAUCCUUUGUUGGGAGGUGUUAGCUGGCCCUGAUUGUUUCCUUUCUGGAAUUUCCAAUUUCCCUGCUUUCAGAGUGUUGCUCUUUAUUUACUGUCCUGAUUUUAGAGAUUAUAUUGUUCUGUAUUAUUAUACCACAGUAAUUAUUACAUAUUAUAUUUAUAAUCUUAUAUUUUCUGCUUAGAACUGGAUUAUAUGAGGCCCCUCCUACACAACUGUAUAAAAUCCACACUGAACUGGAUUAUAUGGCAGUGUGAACUCUAGAUAAUCCAGUUCAAAGGAAAUACUGUGGAUUAUCCUGCCUUGGCAUUCUGGGUAAUAUAGCUGUGUGGAAGGAUCUUUAGCCUACACUGCCAUAUAAUCCAGUUCAAAUCAGAUAAUCUGUAUUUUAUAGGCUGUGUCGAAGAGGCCUAACUGCCUGUGCCCUGGGUGCCAUCUUGGCUGAGGGAGUUGCUAGGACACUAAAGGGGCGGGGCGUAAAGGCAGCGCGCGGGGGGGGGGGGUGGAUUAUAGGCAGCAGAGCCUACUUUUCUAACUGGCCGUUAAGGGGAGAAAAGCUCUUCCUCAUCCUCUGUAAUUUGGACUAUUUUUCUAGGGUUUUUUAUAUUUUGGAUGACUAUGUCUUUUGUGGCCAAAUUUGGUGUGAUUGGGUUUAGUGGUUUUGUUGUUUACUCCAUAGUAAAACAAUCAUUACAUUUUUAUAUAUAUAGAAGGAAUGUGAGAAGCAUGAAUUGGGCUAGCUAGACUUUAAAACAAGGAAUGGAAUGUAUGAACAAACCAGUGCAUAGGAAUUGAAUAUUUUGAGUCAGAUAAUUAUACAACUUUUUACUCAAGUAAUGAAAAUCUACAAAGAAAUUGAAUUACAUUAAUAGUGAGGAGAAAUGUAGCAACAACAAGCAAGGGAUAUCAUGCAAAGUCUUUCCAGAUAAUAUCAACAAAACUUCAAGAAAAACCCACAAUCCAGGUUUAUGCUCCCAACUGAAAAGGGAGGAUUUAUUUUACUUUUUAUUAACUUUUCAAAAAAGCAAUAUUAGUAAUAUUAAUACAAACAAUUUUAGCAUUUUAAUGAAAAUUCAAUCCUUUUAAUUUCACAUUUUAUACCUCAUUUCAAUAUAUUUCCUAUUUUUCUUUUAAUCUAGAUGGAUCGUAUUGUAUUUCAAUAUUUUUUCUAUAUCUUAUUGUAUUUCCCCUUCAUUCUCAAUGUUCUUAUUUCACCAAUGUAUCCCCCCUACUUAAGGAAAAAUCUGUAGUUCAAUUCUUCCAGAGUUCACAGUUCAUUUAUCACAGUCCAUUCUCAGUGGGGGGAUUUUGUACAGUAGGACAUUCCUCAAAAAGCAGAUUACCUAUUUGGUUUUAGCAUGUUUCUACCAUCAGAAUGGGCUCCCAUGCAGUGCAUGUAGGCUUUGCUUGUCUGUUUGAACAAAACCUAAAGGCUUUGAUAUCUUUUUUCCCGCAGUUCUGUGUGAAAUUCUUUGUUUUCCCUCUUUCUAAAGAUAAGUUUGUAUCCACUUUCCUAUUUCGGUCACAUCUAUGUACACAGUCUGUUUUUGGGAAUCUGCUUUUUCCCCCCUUCCAAUUCCUUUGUGGUCUUUAUUAUUUGUUAUUAUUGUCCUUUCCCACUUUUGAACUGAUAAUUCUUGAUCAGUCCGUUGUACUAUAUCUUCUCUUCCUGCUCUUUCUCUUGUUCUUUUUUAUAAUUUAUUUUGUAACUGUAAAGAUUUGUUUGGAUUCUUUUAUUAUGUUUUACCAGUAAAUAACAUAAAUGACUUGAAAUUGCUUACUUCUUAUCUCUGCAUUGGAAUAUGAACUGUUUUUAUCUAGGAUAAAAUCUUUAUAGUCAUGAGUAUUUCAUCUUUAUCUUUGAGGUAUCACACUUAUUAAUAAAAUGCUUUUAAACUUGUGAAGGAAUUUUCAUCUCCACAAGACAAUAAAAAUAAGGGGUGGUCUCAUUUUUUACAACACGUAGAAGCUCCUAGAGAAGUGCACUUGGAAAGGACCAGAUGCAGAGCUUUUUCUAUUUCUGCCCCUGCCUUAUGGAAUGCCUUGCCGCCCUAUAUGAGAGCCAUGCGUGAGUUAGGGCCUUUUACCCUAGCACUCAAGACCUGGCUCUUUACUAGAGCUUUUAAUCUAUGUUAAUUUUAUUAAUAUUUGUAUGUAUGUAUUUUUAUCCUUUACAAUUUUAUCUUGUAAAUCGCCUAGAGCAUUGUGGAUGGAGGGCGAUUAAUAAGUAAUUAAAUGAUGAUGAUGAUGAUUAUGAUGAUUAUGAUUAUGAUUAUGAUGAUGGAAGCUUGUUGAUUAUUCAUAAAUCUUCUGGUCAAAUUUAGACAGAUUUCUUUUUAGAAGUAAAAAAAAAUUGCCUUAAAUUAAGGAGAUUCCCAGUCUUCACUCUUCUUUUAUGUUGAUUUAUUAAGCUAAUGAAAGGUUGGUUUCCUGGAGCAUUUAAGCUUAAAAUCAGGGGAAAUGUUUGCAGAGAGGCUAAAGAUGGCUGGGCCAAGCCACUUGUCUUUUCUGUGACCACUACUCCCUAAUGGAUUCAUAUACCACUAUUGGCUCUUGUACAUAAUACUUGCAUUCUUAUAUUCCUAAAACGAGAGGGGGUUUUUUCGGUUUUAGAGCUGCAAAAUUGGCUUUUCUCUACAAAUUGCAUCAUUCCCACAUUGAGUCAAAGUAAGAGGGAACUUUUGGCUUUUAGCUCCACCACCUGAGAUCUGCAGAGGAGAACACUGAAAUAUUCUUUGCUGGAGUCAGGAGGAAAUUGCUUGCACAUCAGACAGAAUAUGUUGAUGAUCAUAAAUGACUUGAACAAAACAAAAGUAGGGGAAAAAAGCAACAUCAAAUGUUAAUUGAAGGAUUUGGUUUAGAAUCAAGAAAUUAAGCAGAAGAGCAACUGAUGGAAUUUCAUGAUGCCAGCAGUUUGUUCGUUGUUGCUUUUUUUUUCAUUUUUAGCACCUUUUGGGGGGCGACCAUGAGCAUCAUCUAAUGGCCAAAACAAAAAUAAAAUAGACUACCACAAUUGGAGCAGAAAAUAAAGAAGCUCUAUUCUCUCUGCAAAAAACGACCAGAAACAGAUCAUGGUACAAACCAUGAACUGUUAAUAUAAAAAAUAGAAUAACGCUAAAGGAGAACAUUGAAUCAAUCAUCAUUUCAAUAUACCACCUGAGGACAUCCCUGUGAAAAUAUUUAAAAACCAGUAAGCUGUGGAAGGAAGAGAUGCCAGACAUUCCAGGGUCAAGGGAUGCAUAAAUCAGAAUCAAGAUUCCAGGGAAUCCUGGUAGCCAAGUCCUUAAACAGUCCAGGAGUCAUAAAUAUGAUAAGCAUACUUUAACAAGCCAAAGUGUCAAAAGGAAGACUAAAGCAAGGGGAAAUACUGUAGAAGUACUGCAGCAAUUAAUGCUGAGAAAUAUAAUUGUGGGAUGCAGCAGCUAAAAAAAGCUUAUGAGAUUCUUGGCUUUAUCAGUAGAAGUAUAUGUCUAGGGAAGUAAUAGUACUACUCUGUUGUUCUUUGGUCAGACCUCAUCUGGAAUACUGUGUUCAGUUCUUGGGGCCACAAUUCAAGAAGCAUAUUGGCAAGAUGGAAUGUGUUCAGAGAAAGGUGAUCAAAAUGGUAAAAGAUCUGGACGCCAUUCCCAAUAAAGCUUGUGUAUAGCCUGAAGAAGAGAAUAAGAGGUGGCAUAAUAUUUAAAUAUUUGAAAGGGUGCCAUUUCUCUACAAUAUUUUUUAUUAAUUACUACAUUUUACUACAUAAAAGAACACAUAAGGAAUAACAGCACUACUUACCUAAACCCACCCUUCUCAUUAAUAUUAAAUGCUAUAUGCUAGUUUUAAUCACAAUCCAAUGUUGAAAUCUAUCACAAAACUCUGUGCAUCUUUCUUCUUACCUAUAGGUUUUUUUCUUAUGAAUAUUGGUAUUUAUCCAAUUCUGCACAUUCCUUUACUAUAUUUUAUCAAUUGCAAGGCUGGAGCCUCCGGUGGCCUAGGGGAUAAAAGCCUUGUGACUUGAAGGUUGGGUUGCUGACCUGAAGGCUGCCAGGUUCAAAUCCCACCCAGGGAGAGCGCAGAUGAGCUCCCUCUAUCAGCUCUAGCUCCAUGCGGGGACAUGAGAGAAACCUCCCACAAAGAUGGUAAAUCAUCAAAACAUCCGGGCAUCCCCUGGGCAACGUCCUGGCAGACGGCCAAUUCUCUCACUCCAGAAGCAACUCUGGUUGCUCCUGACACGAAAAAAAAUUGUUAGGCAUACCCAUUUAAGAGACAGCCCAAAAGACAAAUCAAUGGGUCCUAGAGCAGGCAAGCCUUAACCCUCCCCCAAUUUAGCCAAAAUGACUAAAUUGAGAUUGUCUUAAUUUGGACAUAUCAUGAGAAGACAUGACUCAUAGAGAAAAGACAAUAAUGCUUGACAAGGUAGAAAAGAGGAAGACCAUAUUACAGGUGAAUACAGUCAAAAAAAUCAUGGGCAUGUGUUUGCUAUACCUGAGCUGGGCUGUUGGGAGACUUUGAGGACUUGAUGAUAGCAAUUAAAAAUAUAAAAGUAUAACACUAAUCAAAUCUUCAGUUACUAUUUGGUCCCAUUGUGCUUUGAGUCUAAUCACUAAAAUAUGAAUAGAAUUAAAUACUUCAUACAAAAUCUUAUCCUUUCUAUGAUUCUAUUUUUGCCUGCAUUAUAAACAGCUGUAAGGGAAAAAGUAAUAUUAUAUACCAGGAUAUCUCUAUUUUGGAAUUUAUCAUGGUGGUAAUGCAACUGGAAAUUGCACUAACAUCUCAGAGGCUGUUUACCAUAUUUGUACCCCAUCCUUCUCAACCCCGAGGGGGACUCAGAGCAGGCUCACAUGUCGGCAACAAUUCAGUGCCUUAAAAUAAUAUACAAUUGGUAAACAUCUACAUUAAAACCAGGGAAUGAAAACAUCUCAAAAUAAUUGCAUCAAUUAUUAAAAUAUUAUAUUAUAUAUAUAAUGUUAUAAUGUAAUACAAUAUUAUACUACUAAUAAUAUAAUAUUAAUUAUAAAUUAUAUAUUAAAGGUAAUAUUACUAAUAAUAUUACCAUAUAAUGAUAUAGUACAAUAUAGUAAUUUAAUGCUUCUAUUGUGCUAUCCUAAUAAUAUAUUGUAUGUACGUUUGAUUUGUAAGCCGCUCUGAGUCCCCUCCGGGGUGAGAAGAGCGGGAUAUAAAUGUAAUAAAUAAAAUGGCAUAAUCUGAAGUCGUAAUUCAGGGCCAUUCCAAUUGUCAUUGCACAGAUUCUAUGUUUAUUUAUUGCACUGCAGUUAUUCUCCAAAAAUUUGGUCCUAUAGCCAUGUUUUAACUAGAUCUACACUGCCAUAUAAUACUGUUUCAGAAUGCAGAUUAACUGCAUUUAACUGGAUUAUAUGAGUCAACACUACAAUAUAAUCCAGUUCAACGCAGUUAAUCCGUAUCCGGAAACUGCAUUUUUUGGCAGUGUAUAUCCAGCCUUAAUAGCAAAUGUGCCUUCAAAUUACCUUUUGAUUUAUGAGGCUUGAAAUAUUCUGAGGUUGAUUGUCAGGUUUUUUCCCUCUUAAACAUGGUCUAUAGCACCUGGUAUCCAUUGGUAAUCUGUCAUCAAAGUUCUAACCAGGGCUGACCCUGCUUAGCUUCCAAGAUAAGAUGGUAUCUAGUGACUUCAUGAUAUUUAGAUCAUUUCAUCUAAAUUAAUGCAGGACUAGCCAUGACAAGGAUAGAUGAUUUACUAAAGGAGCACAGUAUUUAGGGUUGCUAUUAAAGAGCAACAAACUGUCAAAUGAUUUAGUUUUUUUGCCACUAGUCGGGGUUGUGGGGAAAUUCUAGAUCUUUUAGGUCACCAAGGCUGAGUAAUUCUGCUACAGGAUCUCCUUUCUCUGAAAAAUCCUGGAUGUCCCACAACAAGCCUUAUCUCCUAAAUAAUUUUCUAUGUACCUACCAAAGAUGAACGGACCGGCGACUAGAAUUACAAUAUAAUGACAAAGGGAAAAUGGUGGCUUCACCUCAAUACCUAGGUCUUUUGGACAAGAAUCAGAAUAUUUCCAGAAGGUUUUGGAGGGCAUCUUGAUUGCUUAUUUGUUUGGAUUCUGUGGCUCAUGCAGUAAAGCUUUCCCAGCAUGCAAGAAAUACUCCCAGCAUGUGCGUGUGUAUGUGCAUAUGCACACACAUUUUUAGAUCAUGACAAGACAAGUUAGCACAAGGGAUUAUUAUAUUACCUAGGUGUUGUGUGAGAUACAGGGAAGUAUCUUUGUUUUGUUGGCACUUCUCCCCCUUUCAGCUUCUUAGAGAUAUUUUGCUAUGAUCCUGCAUCAUUUCUAUUCUUCCCCUCCCAACUAAUCUUUUUGUUAAUGCCAAAAAAGGGAAGUAACAUUAUUAAUGUCAACAAAAGCAUGUCAGUGUAUCCAUUCUAACACAAAAGGAUUUCUUUAAUGUAUUGUGUGCCCAUUACAUACUUAGAGCAUAGGGAUUUUAGGAAGACUAGACAGAACCCACUGGGUUUUCUCAUAGAGAAGUUUUAUGCAAAUGAGUGGAAGCACUGCAGGAACCUGAUAAUGAUCUUGCUCAGUUGUUAUGUUCCACAGGAGAACACCCUAACAGAUGCUAUCAUCUGUGUCCAUAACAAUAUGUAUCAUAUACAUUGUAUCUUUCAAUGUUUCUCUUGUUUGGAUCCCCACCUUUGGACUGACUAGUUAACAUUAGGUGCAACACCUAUUGACUGGAUACAUUUUAUUUUGGUUUUUAAAGUAAAUAGGAGUAAAUUAGCUAUUUGGUCAGUGAAAUUAAAAUAAUUAUAAGCAAUCUGUGUAAUGGCAUAAGAAAACACAAAUGAUUUCUUGAUAUAAUUGAAUGACCUUGAAAAAACAGACCAAGGUUUUUACAGGGAAAACCUACUACUUUCACAACCAUGAUAUUCCUGUGAGGCUUAAAUAAUUAUGGCUGUUAAAGGCUCUAUGUGCCCAGAAGACAGAUGUCACAUAAAGAAAAAUCUAAGUGUGUGGUUCCUUUUUGCAUUCUCUCAAAAUGAGCUCCCUAUAUAAUAUACAGGAAUGGGGUAUUCUGAGGAGUGAGCAAAAUAAUUUCCAGUGGCUUUCUUAGAUUAGCCCUUGUAAAUGUAUGGGUAUUUUUACAGUCAUGAUUAUGGCCAAAUGUACUAUUUAUUUAUUAAUUUGUUUCCUAGGAAUUUCAGGGACUAAUCCAAAUCCUCAUGAAGGCUGUGAGAACUUUUCAAUCAUGAAACUAAGGGGGACCUCUAAAAUACUUAUUCACAUUUACUGACUAUUUUGUCAUUGUAGAAUCUCUGUAGCUUUUUUAUGGGCACAUGAAGGACUUGCUAAGCACCAGAUAGCAUGGUGUGGUAAUUUGCACAUUGGACUACAGCUCUGGAGACCAGGGUUCAAAUCCCUGCUCAGCCAUGGAAACCCACCUGGGUGGCCUUGGGCAAGUCAUAUACUUUCCACCUCACAAGAAAACAACGGCAAACUUCCUCUGAACUAGUGCAAGUCUACAUUGGCUGGUAAAUCCAAGACCAGACCAGACUAGAAAUGCUCCAGACUGACCACAGGGGUGUUCACAUAGAUCAUCCAAAAUCUGCAGCAGCAGCCCAUCAGAGUCCACAACCUGAGUGAGAUCACAUGAGCCCCACUGGACCAUUACUUUACUGUCCUUGUAGUUAUCACCACUUUCAGAUGGCUGCAGAGCUCAUUGUGACUGCCCAACCUCGUGCUGACAUCAGCAGUUCAUGUGAUCAGAAAGAAGGAGGGUGCUGAUCUCCCCUCCUUCCUAGUUGUGUGGGCACUUGCUGAUGUUCGCAUGGGGCACCUGUGUUGGCCAGGAUCUUACAGAGUUCUAUUUUAAUCUGGGAGCAGCAAUGGCAGCAACAUGGUCCAACAUGGACACAGUCUGCUUCCUUUUCCUUUGCUCUGAUGAACACAAGGAAAGGGAGAUAACAGCAGUGCCUAUGUGGACAGCAGACUCAUCUGAAUUGAACCUGAUGCUGAAUUCCACACUGCCCCAAAGCUCCGGGUCUCCCCCCAAAUGUUCCUAAUGCAGAGCUAAACCAGAUUAAUCCACUUUAUCGUAAGAGUCCAUUUCGUUACUAUAACGAAAGUAACAUUUUUUGUUACUACAGUAGAGCCCCGGUUAAACGAGCUCCGGUUAACCGAGGCUCUGUAUUAUUCGAGGCACCGGCAGGGGUGCCCCUCAUAGAAUCAUAGAAUCAUAGAAUAGUAGAGUUGGAAGAGACCACAUGGGCCAUCUAGUCCAACCCCCUGCUAAGAAGCAGGAAAUCGCAUUCAAAGCACCCCCGACAGAUGGCCAUCCAGCCUCUGCUUAAAAGCCUCCAAGGAAGGAGCCUCCACCACGGCCCCAGGGAGAGAGUUCCACUGUCGAACAGCUCUCACAGUGAGGAAGUUCUUCCUGAUGUUCAGGUGGAAUCUCCUUUCCUGUAGUUUGAAGCCAUUGUUCCGUGUCCUAGUCUGCAGGGCAGCAGAAAACAAGCUUGCUCCCUCUUCCCUAUGACUUCCCUUCACAUAUUUGUACAUGGCUAUCAUGUCUCCUCUCUCCCUCUCCCUCGUCUUCUCUCAAGUUCUAGAGAAGGAGAGGGAGACAGAGGAGGAAGCGCCCCGUGAUAGCUGCUGCCUAGCAGCGAUGGCAAGGCACAUCCUAAAGGGUGAGGCCUCACCAAGGGAUGUCCCUUGGCCCAGGCAAGCGCCUCGCCAUCACUGCUGCCUAGACAGCAGCGAUGGCGAGGCGCUUCCCAAGGGGCGAGGCCUCGCCCUAUCCAAGCCGUUCAGUUAUCCGAGAUGGAGCCCGCCCCUUUAUCUCGGAUAACCAGGGCUCUACUGUAUUUCAUUAAGUAAUUGCACAGGUGGCUUCUGUGGCUCCUUUCUCAAUCAUUUUUAGAGCUAUUUGAGUGAAACUUGCUAGAAUGGUAGAAUAUAUUCCCCCCCCCCCCCCAAAUUUCAGAUUUUUUAAGGAAAUUCUUUAAGUUUUUACAAAAAAUUUUUUAAAAAAUAUAUGAAAAACAAGAGGUAUGAAUUUCUCUACAAUUAUAUAAUAUAGCCAGGACAUAAUCCCCCCCCCCCCCAAGAUUCAGAAAGAUUAGUAUAUCUCUUAAUUCAUUUUUUGUCCAAAAAAAUUAAAUCUUUUUUAGCUGCCAUGGCUAUCUGGAGUGUGGUGGGAUGAGGUGAGGUGGGGUUGGGUGGGGCAAGGGCCACACUUGGAGGACAAGACAUAUUUUCCACUGCAAGCAAGCCCAUUCAGCCCUUUGGCUCAAUUCACACAGAUAGCACAGCAGUAGCACUAGAAAGUGUGACAAAGAAGGCUUGUGCCUGACUGAAACAACUUCUUGUAUGCUUUUAGUCUCAAUUCACACAGAUAACACAGCAGUAGAACUAAAAAAUGUUGCAAAAAGGCUUGUGCCUGCGUGAAACUAUUUGUUAUGUAGUGGUUGUUCGCUGCCAAUGCACUCAGCAGCCCCAUAGCCCUCAAAAAUGUUCUUAAAGGCCGCAAAAAGAUAAAACAGUAGUAAGGCAAAAGGUCCCCCCCCCC
Molecule: messenger RNA, 13398 nt
Organism: Anolis carolinensis (green anole)
Lineage: Eukaryota; Metazoa; Chordata; Lepidosauria; Squamata; Anolidae
Gene: pbx1
Product: PBX homeobox 1
Exons: 7
Coding region: 452-1504 (350 amino acids)
Biological process (GO): regulation of transcription by RNA polymerase II; brain development; eye development
Cellular component (GO): nucleus
Molecular function (GO): DNA-binding transcription factor activity, RNA polymerase II-specific; RNA polymerase II cis-regulatory region sequence-specific DNA binding
Source: RefSeq, a predicted model, not a curated record